Ambispora gerdemannii is the source of this 195-nucleotide messenger RNA. NCBI's taxonomy places the organism in Eukaryota, Fungi, Glomeromycota, Glomeromycetes, Archaeosporales, Ambisporaceae. The record is from the annotation of a GenBank genome assembly.
AUGCAUUUGAUGUACUAUCUUGACGCGAAUGGUAACCGUAUAUACACCAUGAAGAGACUAAGUCCAACAGGAGAGGUCACAAAAUCAGCACACCCUGCUAAGUUUUCUCCAGACGACAAGUUCUCGCAACAUAGGGUCACGUUGAAAAAGAGAUUUAAUUUGUUAUUGACGCAACAGCAGCAGAAAGAUUUUUGA